AUGGCUUCAACUUGGCAGAAAAUUCAGGAAUUCUACAACUGGGUUCUUGAAAGUGGAGAUCCAAGGACAGACCCAUGGCCCCUGGUCCACUCUCCACUUCCAGUCACGCUUCUCUUUGCCUCCUACCUCUUUGUUGUGGCACUGGGGCCCUUCUACAUGCGUAAGCGGAAGCCGCUGAAGCUGCGAAGCCUGCUGAUUACCUACAAUAUAGCCAUGAUGAUAUUAUCAAGCUACAUGUUUUAUGAGUUUCUGGUAACAUCAGUCUUGGCCAACUACAGCUACCUGUGCCAGCCAGUGGAUUACAGCCGAAGUGAACUAGGAAUGAGGAUGGCAAGAGUGUGUUGGUGGUUCUUCUUCUCCAAAGUCAUCGAGCUGCUUGAUACG
Messenger RNA from Pterocles gutturalis (yellow-throated sandgrouse), 384 nucleotides. RefSeq names its product elongation of very long chain fatty acids protein 7-like. Gene Ontology annotation, biological process: very long-chain fatty acid biosynthetic process; fatty acid elongation, polyunsaturated fatty acid; fatty acid elongation, monounsaturated fatty acid. Gene Ontology annotation, molecular function: fatty acid elongase activity. The transcript is spliced from 4 exons. The record is from RefSeq and is a predicted model, not a curated record. Gene Ontology annotation, cellular component: endoplasmic reticulum membrane. The annotation marks the transcript as partial. Lineage: Eukaryota; Metazoa; Chordata; Aves; Pterocliformes; Pteroclidae.